AUGCGGUGCGCGAACAAGGCAGCCGAGAGCGCGUCCGCACGUCUCUGUGCGGACGCCGAAGCAGAAACCGCAGCAACUGAUGUCUCAUCGGUUGCUGAAGCGACUCAGCCUGUGUCACUUGGUGAUGCAGGCGCUGGUCAUGAAGACACUCAUGCCUUCACAGAGUACGAGCUCGGUGUCUCGUACUCUCCUGAUACGGAAGACGGAUCCGUAUCGACGGCGAUCGAAUCCAAGCCGCCUGCCAAGCGUAGCAUGGAUGAUGCUAUGCGUCGCAGCAUCUUUGGUACAUCUGAUGAAUCAGAUGAACCAUCGCCAAAGCGAAGGCGCUCGAGGUCGCGAGACUCGGGCGCUAACAGUGGUGUCGGUUCUCCUAUGGACACCGAUUCGCAACGAGAUGCCAGUACUUCUGUCGGCACAUCGCAGGAAGAGCGGGAUCGCAAUGUCUUGCGUCUCGCUCCCGAGAAGAAGGCAUGGAUGCCUCCAAAAUCUGUCAUGGAUCACUUGUCGGCGACGACGAGUGAUCGUUAUCGAACACGAUUGUUCGAUUCGUCAAGGAUCCAUCACCUUGACCCCAGCGCGAAAAACUAUCGCGCUGAGAACGAAUUCUUCAUCGAUGCUUUCUUUAGACAUCGAUGGUACAGUGGGAAUCACAAGCGUGAUGGUCCCUCACUGCUUCAAGCGUGGAACGCCUACAUCCAUAACCUUGAGGAUGUAGGUCGUGACGUUUAA
This is a messenger RNA of Peronospora matthiolae, 729 nucleotides long. The record is from the annotation of a GenBank genome assembly. NCBI's taxonomy places the organism in Eukaryota, Oomycota, Peronosporomycetes, Peronosporales, Peronosporaceae.